Metopolophium dirhodum (rose-grain aphid) is the source of this 1042-nucleotide messenger RNA. Its product is annotated as cuticle protein 19-like. Gene Ontology annotation, cellular component: extracellular matrix. The coding region runs from base 142 to 489 and encodes 115 amino acids. The transcript is spliced from 2 exons. The record is from RefSeq and is a predicted model, not a curated record. NCBI's taxonomy places the organism in Eukaryota, Metazoa, Arthropoda, Insecta, Hemiptera, Aphididae.
GGAAUGGGUAAAAAGUAACACCGAUAUUUCGAUUUAAAUACUGCGACAACAGGCACGAAAUUUAUCAGUCACUGUAUUGUAUUUGUCACCGACAGAAUAAACACAAUAUUUUAUCACCGUCCAAAACAACAUUCAUACAAAAUGAUCGCCAAGGUAUUCCUCAUCGUUGCUUGCGCAUCCAUCGCCGUCGCCCAGUACGCAUCUUACGCCCCGGAACCCAAGUACGCCCCAGUCCCAUACAGCUUCGAGUACAGCGUAAACGACCCACACACUUACGACGUCAAGAGCCAACACGAAUCGAGUGACGGAAACGGUAACGUAAAAGGCUACUACAGCCUUUUGGAAGCCGACGGUUCCACCCGUACCGUUGAAUACACCGCUGACGACUACAACGGUUUCAACGCCGUCGUCAAGAACUCUGCCCCAUCUGCUGGCUACAAACCAGCUUACUCCGCGCCAUCAUACUCUGCCUACAAACCAGCAUACUAAUUUUUUUUUCCUCCAGUCACAAUAUCAUGUGAACCAAUACUAUCUUCUUCGUCUCAUCAUCAUGUUUUCUUCGCGUACACCAGCUCUCUAGGCUCUCAUCGCAUUCAUAUUAAUAUUGUGAACCGCGGUCGCAAAGUCAUAACACACUAUAUUAUGUAUAUAGGUAUCAUCGAUAUAGGAACACGACAACGGGUAAGAUCUGUGUGUAUUUUAAUGUCACCGUCGUCGAGAAUAUCGAAAGCGGCUACAGAGCACCGAUAUGGAGCUCCGGCAUAAAAAAAAACCACUCCUAUUGAUCAAUAUACCUAAUAAUAAUAUAUCACUGUAUUAUAGUGUCGUGUUCUUGUUUUGUAUAAUAUAUUGUUUUCUGUUCGUCGAACACAAAAAUCCUCAUGUUCUUAUCAUCCAUUCGCCAUAUUAUAUUGUUAUGUACAUAAUAUUAUAUUAUUAUAGUUGUUAACCAAUUAUGUAAACUAACACAAUUUUAGUUGUACUUACUUACAUGUUUUGAAAUAAUAAUAAUAAAAACUAUUCAUAUAGUUACAUACAGUUA